Messenger RNA from Ipomoea nil (Japanese morning glory), 1412 nucleotides. Its product is annotated as protein SOMBRERO-like. Gene Ontology annotation, molecular function: DNA binding. Bases 10 to 1287 code for a protein of 425 amino acids. Gene Ontology annotation, biological process: regulation of DNA-templated transcription. The transcript is spliced from 3 exons. The record is from RefSeq and is a predicted model, not a curated record. Lineage: Eukaryota; Viridiplantae; Streptophyta; Magnoliopsida; Solanales; Convolvulaceae.
UCUGAUCUGAUGAUGAUGCAAGGUGGUGCAGGAAAUAGUGAGAGCGGGGGCCAAGUUUGUGUACCUCCCGGUUUCCGCUUCCAUCCUACCGACGAGGAGCUUCUUUAUUACUAUUUGAGGAAGAAAGUAUGCUAUGAACCCAUUGAUUUGGACGUUAUCAGGGAAGUUGAUCUCAACAAACUUGAGCCUUGGGACCUCAAAGAGAAAUGUAGAAUUGGAACAGGCCCUCAGAACGAGUGGUACUUUUUCAGCCACAAGGAUAAGAAGUAUCCAACUGGAAGCCGAACAAAUAGAGCCACAGCAGCCGGGUUUUGGAAGGCUACAGGAAGGGACAAGCCCAUAUACCACCACCAUACCUCAUCAUCAUCAUCAUCAUCCAUGAGUAGUAGUAGGAGGAUUGGGAUGAGGAAGACUCUUGUAUUUUAUACAGGGCGGGCUCCUCACGGCCAAAAGACAGACUGGAUCAUGCACGAGUAUCGCCUUAUUAUUGAUAAUACUAAUCUUCAUGCACAUUCACUACUCGAGGAAGAUGGGUGGGUGGUGUGUAGGGUAUUCAGGAAGAAAAACCACAGCAGAUGUAGUCUCCAGCCUGAAAUAAUUAUGAGUCCAAGUCUGCAGCAGCAGGAUGAUGAUGAUGAAUGUUUAGCAGCUGUUCAAAUGAACAUGAAGAAGAAGGCCAGUUGUCCUUCAUCUGGUGAGCUGUCUCAGCAACAACAACAACAUAGUCGUCUACCGGGGGAGGAGGAGGAGGCAGCUAAUAAUAAUAAUAAUAAUAAUAAUAAUAGUUUUGCUUGGUACCAGCAGGUGUGGGAUAAUAUAGGUUGUAAUUAUAUGCAUCUCCCUCAACUGUUGAGUUCGGAGUCGACGUCUCAUCAUCAUACAUCUCCCUUCCUAGCUCCUGCACCGCCCUUCACCAAUAUGGAGACUACUGCGCCUCAUGGGGUUCUUCAAACCUUCCUCAGGCCACUAGCAUAUUCACAACAUCAUCAUAACAAAUUGAAUAAUAAUAAUAAUACCCCCGGUGGCGGUGGCGGCAGCGGCAGCGGCAGCGGCGCAGGCGAUUGGGCAUUCUUGGGCAAGCUUCUUGCAUCAAACCAUCGAAGCAAUGAUGAUAUUGCGCUCACUGGCCUUGGGGAUCAAACCACAUACUGCAACCAGCUGCUCUUGUCCCAAGCGGCGGCGGCUGACAAUAUGAUCAACAUCCACCACCACCUUUCUUCUACUUCUACUUCCACUCAACAAUGCUUUCCAUUCCAACACAACGCCGCCGCCAGCUUUGAUCCAUAGUUACGUUACACACCCACCUAUACUAGUUAAUUAAAUUAGCUACCAACUUUAAUUUUCCAUUCCUACAUCAUAUCAUUAUUUCAUCAUGAUUUCGCUAAAUGAAUCAAAUUAUUAUUAUUAUUAUU